This is a messenger RNA of Lethenteron reissneri (Far Eastern brook lamprey), 2288 nucleotides long. RefSeq names its product repulsive guidance molecule A-like. Gene Ontology annotation, cellular component: plasma membrane. The record is from RefSeq and is a predicted model, not a curated record. Lineage: Eukaryota; Metazoa; Chordata; Hyperoartia; Petromyzontiformes; Petromyzontidae. Gene Ontology annotation, molecular function: coreceptor activity. Gene Ontology annotation, biological process: BMP signaling pathway.
UCUGUGACUCCGUCCCGCCCUCAGUCCACGGAGCUACGCCGAGCGGAGUGCCUCGCUCUCCUCGCUCGCUCGCUCCCCCAGCCACCAUCUCUCCCCAACGCCGUCUCUCCCCAGCGCCAUCUCUCCCCAACGCCGUCUCCCCGCUGUCUCCGCUGUCUCCCCCGCGGGGUCCCCGCUGGUCCCGAGGCGUGCCCGCGGCCCCCCCGGGCCGGGCUGCAUGGACGGGCAUGGGGAUCCGCGCCUGCCCGCGCCUCGCACCCCCCGUCCUCAUCCUGUGCCUCGUCGCCGCGCUCUCGCGCCCAGUCUCGUCGCAGUGCCGCAUCCUCAAGUGUAACUCCGAGUUCGUGUCCGCCUCGUCCGGCCCCGCGGGCCCCGGGGUCCCGGCGGAGCGGGCCCGGCUGUGCGCCGCGCUGCGGGCCUACGCGCAGUGCACGCGGCAGACGGCCGCGGCCUGCAGGGGGGACCUGGCCUUCCACUCGGCCGUCCACGGCAUCUCCGACCUCAUGGCCCAGCACGGCUGCGCCAGGGACGGGCCGACGCCCGGCAGCCGCGUCAGGGGCCCCCAGGGCCAGCGGCCGGAGCACGGAGUCGAGCAGCGGGUCCCGGCGCCCUGCGGCCUCUCCCAGCACUACCACCAUCAGCAGCAGCAUCAAUAUCAACAUCAGCAGCAGCAGCAGGAAGGGCAACAAGGACCGGUGGCUUCGACGGGCGGUAGGCGAGGAGGGGGGGGAGGAGGGUCGUCGUCGGGUCCCCGCGAGGAUGUGACCGGGGCCCGAGGGGCCGUGCACUGCGCCGUGUUCGGCGACCCCCACGUGCGCACCUUCAGGGACGAGACGCACACGUGCCGUGCCCGGGGGGCCUGGCCCCUGGUGGACACCAGGGCCCUGGUGGUGCAGGCCACGCAUGCUCCCGCGGGGCCCGGCUCCAGCGCCACAGUCCUCAGCAAGAUCACCGUGAUCUUCCGCAGCCUCAAGGACUGCGCCGAGCAGAAGGAGUACCAGGCCGAGGCGGGCUCGCUGCCCGCGGCCUUCGUGGACGGCUCUCGUUCGGUGCCCGGCCGCGAGCGCGGGGGCGGAGGAGAGAGCCUGCGCGUGGUGGAGCGGGAGGCGGGCGCGCACGUGGAGAUCCAGGCGCGCUACCUGGCCACCACCGUGGUGAUCCGCCGCGUGGGCCGCGCCCUCGGCUUCGCCAUCCGCAUGCCCGAGGCGCUGCUGCUGCAGCCGCACGGAGCAGGGGGCGCCGGCGGUCGCGGGGGGGCGGCCGCCGCGGGGGCCGACGACGGCCCCGGCCUGCAGCUCUGCCAGGACGGUUGCCCCCGCGCCGAGCGCAUCGUGGCCGACGUGGACGAGGGGGCUUCCCCGCCGGGGCCCUCGGCGGAGGGGCCCGUAGCUGCCCUCCCAUCCUCCCUGGGCCGCGCGGAGGCCGAGGCGGAGUGCGAGCGCGUGCUGCCCGUGCGGGACUUCUACUUCCACGCCUGCGUCUUCGACCUCGUGAGCACGGGUGACGUCAACUUCACGCGCGCCGCCGCGGGGGCCCUGGAGGACGCGCAGGCCAUGCUGCAGGCCUCCGAGAGGGCUCACGUGCUGCGCAGGAAUAGCGAGCGCAGGAGUGCGGAGUCGGAGGGCUUGGGGCCUUCGCCCGGUAACGGGGCAGGUCCCGGGGUACACGUGGGGAGAAGGCCGCUUGCCGCACUGCUGCUGUUGAUGCUGUGUCUCGUGGUGUGAACGACGGGGACAGUUGGAGAAGCGGGAGUUUUCGGGGCCUUCUAGGCCGCCGCAGGAAUCGUUGAGUUCUGCCGCAGACCCCGCGGUGGCCAAGCUGGCCUGCUCCGCCCCGCACCUGCUGCGCACCGUCCCCCCGAGCGGCCGAGCACGGCUGCGGUUCCAGGCCCUCGUGUAGCCGGCCCAGAGCAGCCAUCGGGGGUCGUCGCCAGGAUCCGUGGCGCCAUCCCGAACAGACGCAGGGGCCGUGGCUCCGGCCACAGCCCAAGGACGGCGAGCCCCCGGGGCCACGGGCCAUGUUGGGCGGCCAGGACUGCCGCCCCCCCCACUCGCACUUUAGCUCCGUGUGACAAAACGCUCUGAAUGUGGCAUGAGCCGUAACGAGAUGAACAUGCAAGAUUUGUUGAGAGAUUCUCUAUAUUUACAAAGGUCUAAAAGCAAAGUGUGGCGUGUAUGGCAUGUAGAGUUUAAUUGUACAGGCAGUGGAUGUAUAAAGCAAAACAAACGUGUACAUAUAAUUUAUAAACUGAAUUUUAACACGUUUAAAUUAAAGCGAGCUGCGGUCUG